CAACAUUGUCCGUGUCCCCCCCCCCCCCCCGGGCCGCAGCGCACACACAGCGGGACAACCGGGAUCUGCUGCAGGGACGGGGCAGAGGGAUCGGCUGCGGCGGGAAGAUGGCGGUGUUGGCCGGGCCGGGGAUCGCUGCGCUGCGGCUGGGAGAGUGGGGAGCCCGCUGUGGCCCCAGGGCCUGAUUCCUGCCCCCCAGGCGGUGCGGGAGGAGAGAGAAGAUGUCCGGGGAGGUGCGCCUCAGGCAGCUGGAGCAGCUCGUACUGAACGGGCCGGGCCGGGGGGGGUCCCUGAGCGUCGAGAGCCUCCUGGACUCGCUCCUCUGCCUGUAUGAUGAGUGCUCCGCGUCUCCGCUCCGCAGGGACAAGCACAUCAACGACUACAUCCAAUGGGCCAAACCAUUUGCCCUGAAAGUGAAGCAGAUGCGACUGCACAAAGAAGACUUCGAAAUUUUAAAAGUUAUCGGAAGAGGAGCCUUUGGCGAGGUUGCAGUCGUAAAGUUGAAGAAUGCAGAUAAGGUGUUUGCCAUGAAGAUCCUGAAUAAGUGGGAGAUGCUGAAAAGAGCAGAGACGGCUUGUUUCCGAGAGGAGCGGGACGUCCUGGUGAAUGGAGACAGUCAGUGGAUCACUACCUUGCACUACGCCUUCCAAGAUGACAACAAUCUGUACCUCGUUAUGGAUUACUACGUCGGAGGAGACCUGCUCACGUUGCUCAGCAAGUUUGAGGACCGGUUACCAGAAGACAUGUCCCGUUUCUACUUAGCAGAGAUGGUUCUGGCCAUUGACUCGGUCCACCAACUCCAUUACGUCCACAGGGACAUUAAACCUGAUAAUAUCUUACUGGAUAUGAACGGACACAUCCGAUUGGCUGACUUUGGCUCCUGUUUGAAGCUGAUGGAGGACGGAACGGUCCAGUCUUCCGUAGCUGUCGGGACUCCCGACUACAUCUCUCCUGAGAUCCUUCAAGCCAUGGAAGAUGGGAAGGGAAAGUAUGGGCCGGAGUGCGACUGGUGGUCCCUGGGGGUCUGUAUGUACGAGAUGCUCUACGGCGAGACCCCCUUCUACGCCGAGUCCUUGGUGGAGACUUAUGGGAAGAUCAUGAACCACAAAGAGAGGUUCCAGUUCCCGACUCAGUUGGCCGAUGUGUCGGAGAACGCCAAGGAUCUCAUUCGUCGGCUCAUCUGUAGCCGCGAGCACCGGCUUGGCCAGAAUGGCAUCGAAGACUUCAAGAACCACCCGUUCUUUGUGGGCAUCGACUGGGACAACAUCCGCAACUGUGAGGCGCCCUACAUCCCGGAGGUCAGCAGCCCCACCGACACCUCCAACUUCGAUGUGGACGACGACUGCUUGAAGAACUGUACCGGGGCUUCCGUUCCUUCGCACCCUUACUCCAUAGAUUUAGCGCCUGAUCUCCAAGCAGAAGGUCUGACCGAGCCCAGUCCGAACGGGCAGCACCCCGUAGCCGAGACUAUGCCGCCGCCCACUCACACCGGCUUCUCUGGGCACCACCUACCGUUUGUGGGAUUUACCUACACGAGCAACUGUGUGCUUUCAGAUCGUAGCUCUCUAAGAGAUGCGUCUGGGACACCCAGUACCGAUCUAGACGCCAACGUCCAACGAUCACUAGAAGACAGCUUAGCCACGGAAGCGUAUGAAAGGCGCAUCCGGCGUCUGGAGCAGGAGAAGGUGGAACUGACCAGGAAGCUUCAAGAAUCCACCCAGGCCGUUCAGGCCCUCCAGCACUCUGCAGUUGAUGGCCCGGUCACUGCCAGCAAAGACUUGGAAAUAAAAUCCUUGAAGGAAGAGUUGGACAAGUUGAAAACUCUGGGUACAGGUGCCAACCAACUCACUCAGCAGCUGGACAAGUCGGGUCUGGCGCGGCCGGACUUCGAGGAAUUCUCCCGACAAAUCAGAGUGUUUGAGAAACAAGUGAAAGUUCUGAAGCAGGAGAAGGAGGAUCUGAACAAGGACUUGGUGGAGUCCAAUGAGAAGAUGAAGACCCAAACAAAGGAGCUGAAGGAGGCGCAGAGCCAGAGGAAACAGGCCUUGCAGGAAAUGGCAGAGCUAAAUGAGCGACUGACUGAAUUGCGCUCCCAGAAGCAGAAAUUUGUGAGGCAGCUCCGUGACAAGGAAGAGGAAAUGGAGGCCGUGGCGCAGAAGCUGGAAGGCCUGAGGCAGGAUCUGCGCCGGGUGGAAAGGGCUAAAAAGGAGCUUGAAGCCCAAAUGGAUUCUGCAGCCUCCGAGGCCUCCAAGGACAGGAAAUUGCGGGAGAAGAGUGAGCAAUACACCAAGCAGCUGGAGAGCGAAUUGGAAGGACUGAAACUGAAACAGGUGGGGCGCCCCCUGGGGGUCAGCAACUCCGAGCACCAGCAGGAGAUCGCCAAACUGAAGACGGAUCUGGAAAAGAAGAGCGUCUUCUACGAAGAGGAGUUCGCCAAGAGGGAAGCGCUGCACGCCGGCGAGAUCAAGAACCUGAAGAAGGAGCUUCGGGAUGCGGAGAGCCAGCAGCUGAACCUCAACAAAGAGAUCCUGGUCCUGAAAGACAAACUGGACAAGACUCGCAGGGAAAGCCAAAGUGAAAGGGAGGAGUUUGAAGCGGAAAUGAAGCAGAAGUUUGACCGCGAGCGGCUCCUGUUAAUGGAGGAAAACAAAAAGCUCUCCAGCGAGUUGGAUAAGCUCAGCGCCAUGUUUGAGAAAUUGAGCGUGAAUAAUCGGCAUCUGGAGGAAGAGAUGAGAGACCUGGCUGAUAAGAAGGAGUCGGUGGCGCACUGGGAGGCCCAGAUAACCGAAAUCAUUCAAUGGGUGAGCGAUGAGAAGGAUGCCCGCGGCUACCUGCAAGCUUUGGCUUCCAAAAUGACAGAAGAGUUGGAUACCCUCCGGAAUUCCAGCCUGGGUGCCAAGCCUACGGACAUGCCGUGGAAAAUGCGUCGCUUUGCCAAGCUGGACAUGUCAGCCAGGCUGGAACUGCAGUCGGCGCUGGAUGCAGAGAUCAGAGCCAAGCAGGCCAUACAGGAGGAACUGAACAAAGCCAAGGCUGCUAUUAUUGCCACUGAAUGCAAACUGCAAGAAUCUGACAAGAAGAACCAAGAUCUCACGACAGAAAUUGAGAAACUGAAGUGGGAGACGGACGAGUUGCGAUCAGAAAAAGGUGUGAAACAUCAGGAGUCCCAGAAUUCCUUCCUGGCUUUCCUGAAUGCACCUACCUCUGUGCUCGACCAUUUUGAGCGAUCUCCGUCCAGCAACCCCGCCAGCAAAGGCAGACGUAUGGACUCUGUGGACAACUUCACCCUGUCCAAUACGCCUUCCCGCGACGAGGAUGUCAAAUCCCAAGGCCCUUCCCGCUCCAGAUCCCCCUCUACCAUGAGCGACAUUGAGCCGCCCGAGGUAACAGAUCACCGGUCCAUUCAGACACCAACUAUAAGGGCCUCCUACCAUAACUCUGGAUCCUCUGCCCCUAAGCCCAAAGCCCACCAGUUUGUGGUGAAGACUUUCAACGCGCCUACUAAAUGCAACCAGUGCACGUCGCUGAUGGUCGGGCUGAUACGCCAAGGCUGCACCUGUGAAGUGUGCGGAUUUUCCUGCCAUGUAACCUGUGCGGACAAAGCCCCGGCCGUCUGCCCCAUCCCCACUGACCAGACGAAGGGACCCCUGGGGAUAGAUCCCCAGAAAGGAAUUGGAACGGCGUAUGAAGGUCAUGUAAAAGUGCCCAAGCCGGCCGGUGUCAAGAAGGGUUGGCAGAGAGCGAUGGCAGUUGUAUGUGAUUUCAAGCUUUUCCUGUAUGAGAUAGCAGAGGGCAAAUCCUCCCAAACCAGCUGCGUAGUGAGUCAGGUCAUUGAUAUGAGGGAUGAAGAGUUUGCAGUGAGUUCUGUUCUGGCAUCUGAUGUCAUCCACGCCAAUCGCAAGGACAUCCCAUGCAUUUUUAGGGUCACAGCUUCUCAGCUCUCGGCGUCAAGCAACAAGUGCUCCAUCCUACUCCUGGCCGACAGUGAGAGUGAGAAGGGCAAGUGGGUGGGGGUGCUGAACGAACUCCACCGUAUCCUGAAGAAGAACAAGCUCAAAGACCGAUCCGUCUACGUCCCCAAAGAGGCCUAUGACAGCACUUUGCCACUCAUUAAGAACACUCAGUCGGCGGCCAUAUUGGAUCAUGAACGAAUAGCGCUGGGCAACGAGGAGGGACUGUUUGUUGUACAUGUCACAAAAGAUGAGAUUAUUCGCGUGGGAGACAACAAGAAAGUUCACCAGGUUGAGCUCAUCCCCAGCGAGCAGCUCAUCGCCGUGAUUUCGGGAAGGAACCGCCACGUCCGGCUUUACCCCAUGAUAUCCCUUGACGGGAGAGAGACAGAGUUCUACAAACUGGUAGAAACCAAGGGCUGCCAGGGCAUCGUAUCAGGGCAGGUGCGCCACGGGGCCCUCACGUGUUUAUGCGUGUCCAUGAAAAGACAGGUUCUGUGUUACGAACUCAACCAAAGCAAGACGCGCCACAAAAAGAUCAAGGAGAUCCAGGUUCCGGGGAACGUUCAGUGGAUGGCCAUUUUUAACGAGCGCCUGUGCGUGGGUUACCAGUCGGGGUUUAUGAGGUACCCGCUGCACGCCGACGGGAGCCCCUAUAGCCUUCUGCAUUCAGACGACCACACACUGUCCUUCCUCACGCAGCAAGCCACGGACGCCAUUUGCGCAGUUGAAAUCUCAAAUAAGGAAUACCUGCUGUGUUUUAGCAGCGUCGGGGUUUAUGUCGACUGCCAGGGGCGGAGGUCGCGGCAACAGGAACUCAUGUGGCCCGCCGGUCCCUUGUCUUGCUGCUACAACGCGCCGUACCUCUCCGUGUACAGUGAGAACGCAGUGGAUGUGUUCGAUAUUAACUCCAUGGAGUGGAUUCAGACAAUACCGCUUAAGAAGGUGCGCCCAUUAAAUUCCGAAGGUUCCCUUAAUAUCCUGGGCUUGGAGACCAUCCGGCUCAUAUAUUUUAAAAAUAAAAUGGCAGAGGGGGAUGAGUUGGUGGUCCCUGAGACGUCGGACAACAGUCGGAAGCAGAUGGUUCGGAACAUGAACAACAAGCGGCGCUACUCGUUCCGGGUGCCCGAGGAGGAGAGGAUGCAGCAGAGGAGGGAAAUGUUGCGAGACCCAGAAAUGAGAAACAAAUUGAUUUCCAACCCAACCAAUUUUAACCACAUAGCGCACAUGGGCCCCGGAGACGGUAUCCAAAUCCUGAAAGAUUUGCCAAUGCCUCGAUCCCCCUAUCCAUCCCCCCUCCGCCAGUCCAGCCUGAUCUCCACACCGAGCAACUUUGAGCACGUCUAUCACAUGACUAACCUCCGGCAGCAAGACAGUCGUACGAUGUUCAGUGGCUCGGUCAGUAUUCCGUCAAUCACAAAGUCACGCAUGGAACCCGGCCGCUCAAUGAGUGCCAGCAGUGGCCUGGCUGCCAGGUCGUCACAGAAUGGCAGCGCUUUACGGAGAGAGGUCUCAGGUGGAAGUUACGGGGCAAAACGCCAGCCAAUGGCAUCGCCGUCUGACGGCUCCUUGUCUUCGGGUGGACUUGACCAAGGAAGCGAUGUGCCGGCCAGAGACUUUGAGCGAGAGGACUCGGACUCUCCAAGGCACUCAACAGCUUCCAACAGCUCCAACCUCAGCAGCCCCCCGAGCCCUACGUCCCCCCACAAGACUAAGAGCAGCUCGUUAGAGAGUUCAGAUCACGUGAGUUGGGAAGCAUGAACUCCACCUUCUGCCCCUCGUCUCCUCGCCGCCCCCCCCCGGGCACCAGGACUGCUGUGGAGCACCGGAGAUCAGAUACUUUGCCCUGUACCCCGUGCCCUGCAAUGCCUCGGACUGGCACAAAGUCAAAGUCGUUGGGGGGAACAGGUGGCAGAUGUGGGUGCUUUAUACAUGGUUUACAAGUGGAUUAUUUGCUACGGACACGUGUGGCCACGUAAAGGCCACGCUGAAGCAGGAUGUUACACGUAAGAUGAACAUUGGGUGGGGGCGCGUGUACGGGGUGGGUGCAGGGUAUAUGGGGUGGGGGUGCAGCCUCUGCCCCCUACAAGCACUGUGUCACCUGACCUAGGAGAACCUAUCAGGUGCCUGAGCCUCAUUGGGUCUCAUUGACGCUCACGACCCCCCCCUUACGCCAUCAAUAAGGUAUUUUACUACACAGAGAGUUUAGUCUAAUAGUACAUGUAUAUAUAUAUACAGUAUAUAUAUAUAUAUAUAUAUGAGGAUCAUGUAUUCCCAGCGCAGAUAGAGUCAUAUUUAAAGAAAAAGAGAGAGAUUGUGUAAUUUUAGCAAUGAAUUUAGCUUUCCUAUUGAUCGUGUAUAAAGCAGAUUAUUGGAGCAGAGCCGCCCCUAUAGCAGCUUCUCUUUAUGUACAAUCACUCACACUCACACUCACAUUGCUCCAUUAGUGCAACUGCCCCCGGGGUGUGGGGCAUUCGGGGCGGCAAGUCGGACUCACGUUGGGCACACAGAGCUUUGGCUCCUCCAUGUUUUCCCUGCUCACAACCUUUUGGCUGCACUUUGUGUGCUAAUACCAUGGCCGUUCCCUAUUCUAUAUAUAUAUAUAUAUAUAUAUAUAUAUAUAUAUAUUCCCUAUAUAGGAAUAUGGCAGGGAGGCUAGAGACUAGGAGACUAAAGGAAGGGCCAAGGAAUUUGUGUGGGUCCCUGGCACCCCAGUCGGAGACUCCCUGCCCCCCUCUGUGUGUGCCACAAGCCUUACAUUUCCAUAGGGAAUUGGCCCGGCACCCCGAGACCCAACAGGGGGCCCUAAAUCCCUUGGAAACAAAAAGACAUAGAUGCCAUAACAAAAAAAACAUAUUUUUUUCGGUGCAAAUAGCUGUUUUCCAGUGAAAUUGCUAUUUCUCAGGAUAAAAAGAAGAGACCACUAUUUUUGAAUAUUUGGGAAUGUGUAUUAUUUCCGCACAUAUCUACAGAAACAGGGAUCUGGCACCGGGGGGGGAAAUGAAUGGGGGGGGGGGAGAUAGAGUGGUCUCAUUAAUGUCAUAGUUUUAUAAUGGAUCAGAGUUUCUAUAGCGGGAAGGGCAAGUGAUUGAUAAGGUGGUACCAAAUAGUCCAAAAUAGUCAGAAAAAGAAACCAAGAAUGGAGCAAUUUGGUAUUGGGAACCCCAAGAGGAUUGGCCGACCCACUUUGCCUUCAGUUCUUGUGCCUGCAGCGAACCAAAGCAGAACCGGGCCAGGGAACCGCACGUAUAUACGGCGCCGGAUAGGUUCAUUCCUAACGAGCUGUGACCUCUUUGGCUGCAAGAGGGGCCACUAAGGAAACUCCGCCUUCUUCUGGUGCUACUCCUCCUCCUCCGCUUGUGCCCCGCCCCUGCGCACAACUGUACGGACUCCGCCAAGUGUUGCUACUGGGGAUAUAGGAGAACGCCUACUGUCAGCCCCGCCCCCGCGCAUGUCGGACCCACAACCUCGGCUUUGUUCUUCCUAUUUAUUUAUUUAUUAUAACUAUUUUUUAUUGGUUUUGUGUUUUUAUUUUUUUCACAUCACGGCUCCUGCACCCCAAUAUCCUAUCCCCCCCCCAUCCUGCUGCUGUUCCACAUGUGUGUCACUUAUUGUGCUUUCCGCAGGAUCUGCAAAUGAACUGUUUGUGUUACAA
This is a messenger RNA of Xenopus tropicalis (tropical clawed frog), 7605 nucleotides long. It is a transcript of the gene cdc42bpa, whose product is annotated as CDC42 binding protein kinase alpha. The record is from RefSeq and is a predicted model, not a curated record. NCBI's taxonomy places the organism in Eukaryota, Metazoa, Chordata, Amphibia, Anura, Pipidae. Gene Ontology annotation, biological process: cytoskeleton organization. The transcript has 40 exons. Gene Ontology annotation, cellular component: lamellipodium; cytoplasm. The coding region runs from base 222 to 5711 and encodes 1829 amino acids. Gene Ontology annotation, molecular function: kinase activity; ATP binding; protein serine/threonine kinase activity.